This is a messenger RNA of Lacerta agilis (Sand lizard), 4788 nucleotides long. RefSeq lists its product as uncharacterized. Gene Ontology annotation, molecular function: RNA polymerase II cis-regulatory region sequence-specific DNA binding; DNA-binding transcription factor activity, RNA polymerase II-specific. The record is from RefSeq and is a predicted model, not a curated record. Bases 4 to 4752 code for a protein of 1582 amino acids. The transcript is spliced from 12 exons. Lineage: Eukaryota; Metazoa; Chordata; Lepidosauria; Squamata; Lacertidae. Gene Ontology annotation, biological process: regulation of transcription by RNA polymerase II.
AUCAUGCCAGCGGCCAUGCAGACCGAGCCUUCCCCUGUUGCUGGUGGAGGAGAACCUGUGGCACCUGACCAGGGUCUGGUGACGUUUGAGGAGGUGGCCGUGUAUUUCACAGAGGAGGAGUGGGCUCUGCUGGAUCCGGACCAAAGAGCCCUGCAAUGGGAAGUCAUGGUGGAGAAUUAUGGGAUUCUGGCUUCUCUGGCAGGAGAUGGGUGGAAGAACGGGAAUGAAGAAACACCGUGCACGGUCUCCUUGGAAAAAGCCAAAUGUUCGGAGGGGGAAGAGCAGAAAAGGGAAACUGAGGCAGAAGAGAAGAGGGGAAAUCCCUUCCUCGCUUCCGACUUCCACAAAAUCGCAAUCCACGAAAAGACGGACGCCGAAAAGAAGCGGAGCGUGUGCGCCGUGUGCGGGAAAAGCUUUAGCCGCAAAUCGCACCUCAACGAACACCAGAGAAUCCACACCGGGGAGAAACCCUACAAAUGCGCCGAGUGUGGCAAGAGCUUCCGCCGCAGCACGGACCUCUCCUCUCAUCAGCGAACCCACACGGAAGAGCAGCCGUUCAAAUGCUCCGAGUGCGGGAAGAGUUUCCGGGGGAGCUCGGACCUCCGGUCUCACAAGCGGACCCACACCGGGGAGAAACCGUACGCCUGCUCUCUGUGCGGCAAGAGCUUCAGCCACAGCAUCAGCCUCAACUCUCAUCAGAGAACCCACACGGGAGAGCAGCCGUUCAGGUGCUCCGUUUGCGGGAAGAGCUUCACGCGCAACACGGGCUUGACUCUGCACCACAGAAUCCACACAGGGGAGAAGCCGUACACUUGCUCCUUGUGCGGCAAGAGCUUCAGCCACAGCAAGAGCCACGCCAUCCACCUCAAGGUGCACGCAGGGGAGAAACCCUACACGUGCCCGGAGUGCGGGAAAAGCUUCAUCGGCAGCUCGUACCUUAAGUCACAUCAGAGAAUCCACACAGGGGAGAAGCCCUAUAUGUGCCCUGUGUGUGGGAAAAGCUUCAGGUGGAGUACAAACUUUAAUGAACAUAAAAAAAUCCACACGGGGGAGAACGUGGUGAAUUCUAGGAAUCCCUGGAUUGGAGAAAGUCUUCCUGGUAGGGCACAGAUCUUCGUAAUGGAGGAUUCCCUCGAGGAAGAUGGCCGCCGGUCGAUGAGGCUUUUCGAGCCCUGCUGGGGGUCCGAUUGGAAGCACGGCCAGAAAAUGGAAGGGAGAGGCACGGCUGCCCCCAAAACAGGAAGAGGCCCGCAAAAUGUCAAGACUGUGAACAGCAGGGGGUUCUGGGAAAGGGUGGUGCAGAAGGAGGUGGCCGGGGGCACCCACGGCCCGCAUGCUGAGUGCCAACGCUUCAGGGCGGUCGGCUACUGGGAUGACCAGGGACCCCGAGAGGUUUGCAGCCGACUCCACCGCCUUUGCCGCCAGUGGCUGAAGCCGGAGAGACACACCAAGGCUCAGAUCCUGGACAUGGUGAUCCUGGAGCAGUUCUUGGCUGUCCUCCCCCCGGAGAUGGAGAACUGGGUCAGGGAAUGCAGAGCAGAGACCAGCUCCCAGGCGGUGGCCCUGGCAGAAGGUUUCCUCCUGAGCCAGGCGGAGGGGAAGAAGCAGGAGGAGGAACAGGGCCUGUUAGGAGAAGUCGCUGGUGAGUUCCCUGAGGCAGAGGAGACAUCGCCAGAGGAUGCCACACGGAGGCGGCUGUUCAGGUGGAUCGUGCAGGAGGGCGAUGGAGGGGCCGCCAUGCCAGGUUGCGAAAAGUCGCCGGGAACGGCUACAGAACCGUCUCCUCUCCGUGGUGGAUCGGAAGCAGCCACUUUGCAGCUGGAUCCGGUUCCGGUGACAUUUGAGGAGGUGGCUGUGUAUUUCACGGAGGAGGAGUGGGCUCUGCUGGAUCCGGGCCAAAGAGCCCUGCAAUGGGAAGUCAUGGUGGAGAAUUAUGGGAAUCUAGCCUCUCUGGAUGAUGCUUGGAUGAGCUGGAACAAGGAAGAGCCUCAUGGAGCAUCUUUUAAAAGAGCCCAAUGUACAGAGGGGGAGGUACAUAGAAGGACAACGGAGACCAAAGCAAAAGAGAUAAAGAGGAACAAAUCUGCUUUUGAAGGGACGUUUCCCCCUGAAAUAACGAUUCAAGGGGAAAUGAGCCGCGCGAAAAGGUCAUUUCCGGAGGCCGGCUUUGACGAGGCAGAAGCCCAAGAAGAAAGGAGCGAAGGCAAGAGAAAGAUUGACUGUGACGUCUGCGGGAAAAGCAUUAGUAAAUCGCACCUUAAUGAACACAAACGAACCCACACAGGGGAGAAACCGUUUCAGUGCUCGGAGUGCGGGAAGAGCUUCAGUCGGCGGGAACACCUUACUUCUCAUCAGAGAACCCACACGGAGGAGAAGCCUUACACGUGCUUGCAGUGUGGGAAAAAUUUCAAACACCGGAAAAAUAUGACGUCCCAUCAAAUUGUACACAGCAGGGGGCUAACUUGCAACUCCUCGGAGUGUGGAAAUUGCCUCAGUCCCAGCCUCACCUUGCAGCACCACGCUCUGGAGAAACCAUUUAGAUGUUCAGAGUGUGGCAAGAGCUUCAGUCGGAGCACAGACCUGAGGUCGCACCAGAGAAUCCACACAGGGGAGAAACCAUACUCGUGUUCACUGUGUGGAAAGAGCUUCACCCACAGCAGAAGCCUCAGCUCCCAUAAAGUCACGCACACAGAGGAAAGGCCGUUUGAGUGCUCUGAGUGUGGCAAGAGCUUCAGUCGGAACACCAGCCUUACUAUUCACCAGAGAAUCCACACAGGGGAGAAACCGUAUACGUGUUCCCUGUGCGGGAAGAGUUUCAGUCACCGAAGGAGCCACGCCAUUCACCUAAAAGUACACGCAGGGGAGAAACCUUUUACGUGCUCAGACUGCGGGAAAAGCUUCAUAGGGAUUUCGUACCUCAAGACACAUCAGAGAAUCCACACUGGGGAGAAGCCGUAUACGUGCCCCGUGUGUGGGAAGAGCUUCCGGUGGAGCACGCACUUCAAAGAGCACAAAAAAAUCCAUGUUGAGGAGACUCUGGUGAAUCCUAGAAAUGCCUGGGUUGUGGAGAAAACUCCCAGGAUGGUCAUGUCAGGGGAUUCACUAUGUGCAAACCUCUCGUGGUCCCUCAGCCUCCUGGUAGCAGAAGUGCUGGAGAGCUGCACAAAUGGACAAAGAGAAAGUGAGAACAGAGCAAAGAUCCUUCUGUUUUCGCUGGGUGCCGUGCUGGAUCGCGGAUGGAGGAUGGAAGAACAGGACUUUGCCAGCCCUGAUCCGGGAUUAAUCUGCCCUGCCACCCAGUCUGGGAACAUAGGGGAAUUCCAGGAAAGGAGCCUGCAGAAGAUGCCGGACCAAAAAGCCCCUGGUUUGGAUGUACGUUGCUGGAGGUUCAGGCAUUUCUGCUACCUAGAAGCUGAGGGACCAAGAAAGGUCUGCAGCCGGCUCCGCCACCUUUGCCAUCAGUGGCUGAAGCCGGAGAGGCACAACAAGACCCAGAUCUUGGACCUGGUGAUCCUGGAGCAGUUCCUGGCUGUCCUUCCCCUGGAGAUGGAGAACUGGGUCAGAGAUUGUGGGCCGGAGACCAGUGCUGAGGCAGUGGCCCUGGCGGAAGGUUUUCUCCAGGGCCAGGCAGAGGACAGCAGGCAGGAAGAGGAAGAGGUGUCGGGGCGGCUCCUGGAGGCGGCAGUGACUUUCCCCAGGAAAGGGCAACCUUCAUUCCGGAAUUCCCAGCGGCAGCUCGAUGGGGAGUUUUAUCCAGAGAAGAAAGAGGAAACCAGUGUGAUAGGUGACGGUAGGCAGGAGAGUGAGGAUGAAGUUCAAGCUCGGGAAGUAUCAGCAAAAAGAGACGAGCGUCUGGAGAUGCCGGAGAAAGCUGGAGCUCAAAAUUGCGCGGAGACGGAGGAGGGAAACCCAGCGGAGAAUUGGUGGGAUGAUCAUGAUGGGGAUUCCUCUAUGAUCCCAGUUCAAAAUGAGAAAAACAGUGGGGGGAAAGAGUAUAAGUGCCCUGUAUUUGAGAGCACCUUCAGUAGUGAAUUAAACCUGGAGGGACACCGGCGAACUCAUACCGGGGAGAAGCCGUAUACGUGUCUGGAGUGCGGAAAGAGCUUCAACUGGAGCACGAAUCUGAUUAGACAUCAGAUAAUACACAGAGGGGAGAAACCUUACAAAUGCACAGAGUGUCGGAAGAGCUUCAACUGGAGCACACACCUUAUAAGACACCAGAGAAUCCACACCGGGGAGAAGCCGUACAUCUGCCUGGAGUGCGGGAAGAGCUUCAGUUCGAGCACGAGCCUCGCGUACCACCAGAAAACCCACACGGGGGAGAAGCCGUACAAAUGCUCGGACUGCAGCAUGAGCUUCUGCGUCAAAUCCAGCCUUAUGAGACAUCAGAGAAUCCACACGGGGGAGAGGCCGUACGGUUGCUCCGAGUGCGGGAUGAACUUCACGGCCAAGUCGGACCUCACUUUGCACCAGAGGGUCCACACGGGGGAGAAGCCGUACAAGUGCCCCGAGUGCGGGAAGACGUUUGGCCGGAGGAUAAACCUCACUUCCCAUCAGAGAACUCACACGGGGGAGAGGCCGUACAAAUGCUCGGAUUGCGGGAAAAGCUUCCGUAACACGUCGCACCUCCUUCGGCACAGGCGGAUCCACACGGGAGAGAAGCCUUAUAAAUGCCUGGCGUGCGGGACGCAGUUUGGUCGGUGCGAGCAGCUCGCUUCCCAUCAAAGAGUUCACACUGGGGAGAAUCCCUAAAAGUGCAUGGAAAGUGUUUCAGUUCAAAUGCUGCCC